Messenger RNA from Symbiodinium sp. CCMP2456, 258 nucleotides. Lineage: Eukaryota; Dinophyceae; Suessiales; Symbiodiniaceae. The record is from the annotation of a GenBank genome assembly.
AUGCUCUUAGCUUUGGCCUCAACGACGACGCGAUCAGAACCCUCCACGAGCUUCCUCCUGAAAGCUUGGCCUACGUCCAGCAGAACUUUGAGCCGCGCGAGGGCACGAAGAACAUAUCGGCCUUGUUCAUCAGCUUCGCCAGGAAGUCUCACUUCAAUCGAACCGGCCAGCAGCUGGGUAGGCAGUCCGCGCAGGAUCGAGCAAAGGGCUUGCUUGACGAGUUUGCGCACAGGUGGGAGCUCAAUUCUGACGCAGUAG